AUGGCGGAGACAUCUCACUCCCGGCGCGUGUCCCAGUCCCACAUUCCUGUCUUUACACCACGCAAAUCCUCUAGCUCUCCUGGUCUGUCCAACCCGCACCUCGGACUCGUGCCCCCCUCCCGACACCUCUCUGUGAGCGGUAGUCCCACCCACCCGAGCCCCAGCUCAGCCUCGUCAAGCACGAGUGGCGGACUGACGCCUUUUCGAUCCUUCAAGAACCUCUUCUUUAAUAAACAUGCCCCUAACACUCCCAAGAGCCCUUUCGCCGGCUUCGGCUCUAUCAGGCGGUCGAUAAACGGCGAGCGCAGCGUGUCUGCCCCUCACCUGCGUCGGCAGUCCUCAGCAGAGGAGUCGCCUGUGCUCGAGAUUGUGUUGCCAUGUACCGAGCCACUGCUGAACGGGAUAGAACUGCAGAACAUUGGCCUGGGCGCAACACGGUCUGGGCCACCGUCGUCCUGGUCUUCAGGUAGUGUUUCCGUCCUUGCCGCAAGCGAUGAAGCUCCCUCAUACUCUCCACCUGCUGGUCUAACUGACCUGUCUACCAUCAUAGAGGCCGAGAACUCCGGCAUCUCUAAGCACAUUCCUGUGCUCGAUGAAUCGCAAGAGGAAGAGGUGCUUUGCAAAGUGUCUCGUGAACUUGACAUGUCUCUAUUACACGCCAAUGUUCAGAAGCCCUCUCGCGCCUCCUCCCAGGAGAGCUCAGUCCUAGAUCUAUCUACGUCAAGGGUCACCAAUGAGGUGCUCCAAGCCAUGUCCGAGACUGGUCGUACAGAGGGCUGGUUGCACGGCGUAGUAGUGGACGAUACUGGAGAUGACAUCCUCAGUGAUGCUCUACUGGCACACAACGCCGCAGGGGAUCCCGAUGUCAGCUUUAAUCUAAGCGCACUAGAUCCAGACCUCGCAGCACUCCUCAGUCCUAACCGAUUGGGAGGUAGCGAUCCGACAUUGUCCUCGUCAGCAGACAUCACGCAGCGUCCUCUGCGCCCGUCCCCUACACGCCCAAGCACCCGUACAUCACCCCUCCUCCCGUCACCAGAGCUGAAGCUGGAUUCCCCUCGCCGCUCUACGUUCACUCGAAGCGCGGCAUCUUCACGCAACACCUCUCCUGUGCGCCGGCAGGCCCCGUUGUUGAAGUAUGGAACACCUAAUCUCCCCUCCACGGCGCUCCCUCGACUGGCCCGCUCUGCGUCCGACCGCCCAACGCACUCAAAACUGGGACACAUACCGCCACCUCUUCCGUCUCCCAUUUUACGUGCAUACUCGCACAGUCCAGAACGGCCAACCACGACCGGGGCCAUGCGUACUCCGCCAACAGCAUACAGCCCUCUGUCGCAGGAUGAGAGUAGGCCGCAGAGCAGUAGCGGCACCGACUCUCGUAGAGCAGGCCUCCCUCGUUUCCUCACGCCAGCGCGAUCUGGCAAUCACCUUGCCCCUGGGAGCUCAUCGCGACCACCCUCCCGUCAGUACAACAGGACGCCUCCUCGAAGCUGGGACCCGCCUCUUCCAUCUCCAACCUUUCGACCCUCGUCCGCGGCGGGGACCCGCAUCGAGAGCACCGGCGACCGCCAGCAGCGCUCCGUGCGCACGCGAACACGGGAACGGAGCUCUAGUGUCUCGGAGGUAGGAGCGAUGCGCGAACAUGCUCGACACCUUGGUCCGCGCACCACUAAGGCGUUCGCCGCGGCAGGGCUGCUCGAUCUUGAUGCGGACAGACGUCCUCCUUCGCGCUUCGGCACAACUCGGAGUAGCAUUGACGACGCCCGCUCCAGAUUCGCGCCAUCGCGAUUGGCGCUCUCGGAAGCGGGGUCGAGUUCGUCGUGGAGCCGGCGGAGCGGGAGCAUCUCGCGCGCGGGCAGCCUGUCGCGUACGGUCAUCGCGUCCGACAUGGGCGGACCAAUGUCUGAUAGCGUAUCACCACGGACAACAUUCUCUGGCACAUCGACUGCUCCGACGUCUGUGUCGGCAGCGUCACCUGCGCGCCAAACUAUGCAGUCCGAGUUACAGCUCUUGCAAGAUCGGCACUCUGUGGAGACGGGCGCUCUUCUAAGCGCACUUGCGGACUCGCAGAGGACGGCUCGCGUGCUACGAGAUGAGAACACACAACUUCGUGAUCGUCUGCAGGAAGUGGAGGACCGCCUGGCUGCUGCUUUGGAGCAAAUUGGCCGAUUGCAAUAUUCAGUGCCUCCAUCGCGUAUAGCGGCCUUGUCAAGCAGUCAGUACGAUCUCUCGAGGGAUCGACAACUAGGCCUUGGGCAGUCACGACUAAACUCCUGCCUACGUCCUGACAUUGACGCUUCACCAGAGUUCUCAUCUCCCGAGCGGGCCAUCUCCUCACCUGAAACACCCGGGGACGCGGAGCUAUUUGCCGACAAACGUCGCAAGCGCAUGAGCACGACUUCCUCCUUGUUCCCUGGUCCACCUAGUAAUAUGUCGAUCCUCAUGCACGAGGAGGCCGAUGCAGGGGACCAUUCGAUUGCGUUCUCGAGUCGCGCGCCCUCUCCCUCAUCUCCAACACUUGUUCUCGCAAAGCUAGGCGGUGCUCAACACGAGCACAAACACAAGCAUUCCAUACCAUCCGCAGGGAAUAUAUCUCCCACCACUGCCAACUUCUCUAUUGUGACCGGCUCGCCAGGUAGUCUGCACUUACGCCCGGAGCACGAACUGCAUUUAGGAGACAUGCCCAGUCUGGACUUGAACGCGGACUUCAACGACGGUUACGACUAGAGGUUUCAGGUCUCCGUUCUUCGCUUUCGAACUUUGCACCUCUUCCAUUGGGCAAUUCGUUUUCUUCGCUUUCGUCGUGUGCAUUUGGGAACGUUCACCUAUAUCCUACUUUAUCCAUAUACCAUCAUGAUGCGUGUUCUUCACUGCAUAUCGGUUUUCAUCCUUCGGCAUUAAUUAUUUAGACCUUGCAUGCAAUCGUACCUCGCUAUCGUUGUUGACUGUAUACCAUCAUGCUCUCGUCGUCUGUAACUUACAUAGCGAUCCAGUAGCAGCGCAUUAUUCGACAAGCCUCACAUUAUGAGGUCAAAUCCUCCGCC
Messenger RNA from Postia placenta MAD-698-R-SB12, 3041 nucleotides. RefSeq lists its product as hypothetical. The record is from RefSeq and is a predicted model, not a curated record. NCBI's taxonomy places the organism in Eukaryota, Fungi, Basidiomycota, Agaricomycetes, Polyporales, Adustoporiaceae. Bases 1 to 2724 code for a protein of 907 amino acids. The transcript is spliced from 2 exons.